This is a messenger RNA of Urocitellus parryii (Arctic ground squirrel), 1602 nucleotides long. RefSeq names its product tetratricopeptide repeat domain 24 (gene Ttc24). NCBI's taxonomy places the organism in Eukaryota, Metazoa, Chordata, Mammalia, Rodentia, Sciuridae. The record is from RefSeq and is a predicted model, not a curated record. Gene Ontology annotation, molecular function: protein binding.
AUGUCUCCCCCCAGUCCUGAGGAUAUCCCCCAGGAGCCAGAGCCCUCGAGUGACAAGAAGAAAAGAAAGUGGCUACAGCAAGAGCCCAUUAUCCAGGCCCUCACCAGAGCUGGCCACCAGGCUCUGCAAGCUGGUCAGAACCACGAGGCCUUGAGCAACUUCCAGAAGGCUUUCCUCCUGGCCUGUGAGGCCCCACGAACCAGAAACACCCCUGUGCUUCGGGCCUGUGCCUUCAACCUGGGGGCUGCCUAUGUGGAGACUGGGGACCCRGCCAGAGGCCUUGAGCUGCUCCUUGGAGCCCAACCUGAGGAGAAGGCACAGGGCACGUGUCAUGGUGACCAGUGUUUCAACGUGGCUUUGGCUUACCAUGCCCUGGGUGACCUCCCCCAAGCCUUGAACUGGUACCACAAGGCCCUGAGUCAUUACCAGCCACAGGGUGACCAGGGGGAAGCCCAAGCAAAGAUGGGAGCCUGCUACCAAGCCCUGGGACAGCCCGAGAGAGCAGCCCAGUGCCUGAAGGAAGCAAGCCAAGCCUACGCCGAAGCAGGCCAGCCUCGGGCUGCAGCCCUGGCACUGGGGGCUGCAGCGGGGUGUAUGCUCAAGAGUGGGCGGCACGGGGUGGGUGAGGUGGUGCAGGCACUGGAGGGGAGCCGGAGGCUGGCCAAGAGGAGCACCAAGCAGGGGCUGCUGGGACAGCUCUAUAACGAUCUAGGCCUGGGCUACUCCCAGCUCCAGCUGUUCCCUCUGGCCGUGGAGACCUUCCUCCAGGCCCUGUCCCUGUGCCAGAGGCCAGGAGAGCAGGCCACUGUGCUAAGGAACCUGGGGAUGGCCCACAAUGCCCUUGGCAACUAUCAGGAAGCCCGGCAGUUUCACCAGAAGGCUGCUGACCUCCAUGGCUCUUUGGGGCAGCGGUGGGAGCAGGGACGAAGCUUUGGCAGCCUGGCAUUUGCCCUGAGCCAGCUGGGGGACCACAGGGCCGCCAGGGACAACUAUCUGCAUGCCCUGCUGGCUGCCCAGGAUGCUGGGGACACGAAGGGGCAGUGGCAGGCCUACGAGGGUCUUGGGGCUGCUGCAGCCAGACUGGGACAAUAUGACCAGGCUUUGAAGUACUAUAAGGAAGCGCUGAUACAGUGUCAGAAGGAGCCAGAUUCUGUGCGGGAACGGCUGGUGGCCAAGCUGGCAGAUGCCAUGAAGACCCACUUGGCCCAGGUGGGGCUGGUCCAGGUUCACCCAUCGACCCCAGCACCAGGAAGACCCCAGGCUCCAGGCAGGGUCAGCCAAGUGGCAGGGACCUCAACCAGGGUACAAAGCAGUACAGCAGAUACCCAGCACAGAUGGGAAGAUAAAGAAUUGGAGGAGCGCCAGGAGGAGAAAGGAGAGGAGGGAUCGGUGAAUGUUCCCACGUCUGUGUCCCAGAAACUAGAGGGUCCAAGACCCAGGACCCAUCUUCCAUUUGGAGGUUUGGGUGCCCCUAGAGAGUACUCUGGUAUCCUGAUACCCAAUGGCUCCCAAGCCAAUAGGUCAGCCAGGCGGCCCAGGGAAGCCCUCCACAAGAACCCUCAGAGGAAAGUCACCCAGUCUGGCUUCUGCAUAAUCAUGUGA